CACGCCCCUUCAAGAACUCAACCACGAUGCCAACGGCGGCGCCUGCGUACGGACGAGUGCUUUCGGAUGCAGAACGACAUAAGGUUGAUGCGCUGGAGAAACGAAUGAAGAAGCUCGACGAUACGGUGCACAUAUGGGUACGUGACGGCGGCAAUGCUCGAGAGGGCGCGACGCCUCGGGAGUUCUUCUCAAUGAAGCUUCGUCCGGCAUUGCCCAUCUCUGAAAUUCGAGAUCAAAUUCAAGAGCGAUAUGAGCGGGACGGGUACUACAAUAGCAGCGUCGACCCUCCGCUGCGACUGCUUUUUGGAGGAAAGCUGCUUGUCGAUGGCCACAAAUUCAGUGAUUAUCUUCCUUUGCCUCCAUACCAGUCCCAUCCUCGUCUCAAAUGGGUCAAACCUUACGCCGGCAUUAUCUGGGUCAUUCCAAUUCAAAUCGAGCCGCAUUUUGCGACGGCGUGGGGAGGUGUUGCAGGCUCAACUUCCCUCUCUGCGUCGAAUUCGUCCAGACAAAAGUAGCUCUGCAGCAGCGCGCACGGAAUUCUAAACAGUAGACAAAUCACACGGUGCUUAUCCAACAAGCACGCAAGACUGAGUUACAGCAAUGCCGAUGACAGAGUCUCUCGACCAUGGGCUUCUUUGUAUCGCAUAAUGUAGUCCUUUGCGUCCGGCCACCGCUUGAGAAAAUGCUGUGAGUACCAUUGCCGCACCGAGAUCUGUGAUACCCCCAUCUCUCGCACCGCGUACUGCUGGACAUCCUUGGCCGUCCACCGGAUGUUGUUUUCCUGGCACUGUUCCUUCAGCCGCGCCACAAGCGCUUCUUCCUGCUCCAUGCGCACCGUUGUGAUCCCUGGCGACGCGUAAAUGUUGACUCGGCGGUCCACGUUCGCGUUGGUCCUGGUGUUCCAGAUGAGUUUCGGAAUCCCGUACUUCUUCCGGUAGCUCAGCUUGUCGACAGGCUCGCCGUCUGCGCGCCACUCGGCCAGCGCCUUGGUCAAGCUCUCGUGCUCUUCCGUGCCUUGUCGGCUAUAAUUUAAGUUGCGCUUGACGGGCUCGCGGCCCAACAGAGUUCGAAUCAGUGUGAUCUUGGCCUUGGUGCGUUUGGAGGGGGGUUUGAGGAAGUCUUUGACGUCGCCGCCUUCGGGGUUCCACACAACACCCGUCGGGUGAAAAUCCUCCACGUACGCCAUGAGCUCCGUCACGAGCGCCUUGAACGUUGCAGCAAAUCGGACUUGAUCUGCGUUCGACGCCUUGUACUGCGCCCGAAUUUUGGUACCCCAAACAUCCCCCAUGUACCGAGCCAUGAACGCAUGCGGCGCCGCGCCGUCCACGUGCAGCCAUUCCAGUGUUUGAAGUCCUUCGUACAGCAUGUGUUGGUGGUUGGCGAAUUCGCUACGGAGGUCGCAGAGGUCGUGC
This is a messenger RNA of Aphanomyces invadans, 1412 nucleotides long. RefSeq lists its product as hypothetical. Bases 27 to 515 code for a protein of 162 amino acids. Lineage: Eukaryota; Oomycota; Saprolegniomycetes; Saprolegniales; Verrucalvaceae. The transcript has 4 exons. The record is from RefSeq and is a predicted model, not a curated record.